This is a messenger RNA of Choloepus didactylus (southern two-toed sloth), 1347 nucleotides long. Its product is annotated as translation initiation factor IF-2-like. Lineage: Eukaryota; Metazoa; Chordata; Mammalia; Pilosa; Megalonychidae. The transcript has 2 exons. The coding region runs from base 1 to 1341 and encodes 446 amino acids. The record is from RefSeq and is a predicted model, not a curated record.
AUGUUAUCCUGCAGGCCCAGGGGAAGCCAAGCCACACGAGGGAGGCGUCCAGGAGCCUCGGCGCAGAACGGGUACCGCCGGCCGGCGUCCCCCACCCACCGGGCAGGGCUAGUCACCGGCCACACAAAGGAGCCAGCCGCGGCCCCUGGACACGAUGACUCGCCCCGGGGCUGGACGCCACAUGUGAUCCCUGCACGACCUGAGGACUCGACCCGCCGGAAAAUUAGGAUUAAUACCCAAACCUGUUGCACUUUCGGGUCCCUUUCACCCAGAAAUGAACGAGGGCGCUCAGGAGGGGAGACGCGAGCGGCCCGGACUCUAAGGGCUGAGGCCGGGGCCCGGCAGGCAACGCGGAAAAAGGGGGCUGUCCGCGGGGCUCCCACCUCGGGCGCUUUGUCUGCGGCGGCGGGGUGGGGGCGACCGGGUGGGAGCGCUCCUCCCUCGGCGGCGCGGCCCCGCCGCCCCACGGCCCGCACCGGGGAAGAAAGCCAGGCCCGCUGCCGCCUCCCCCCGCUCACGUUCGCCACCCGACCUCGCGGCCUGCGCUCUCCUACCGCCGCACGACCCGGCCACCCGGCCGCCACGCUCACCUGGCUGGUGCCGGCGCUAGCGGCCAGCGGCUCCGGGGCGCUGGGGACGACGCGGGGACACGAGCGAAGCGCGGGCGGACGCGGAGGGCGAGGCGGGAGGAAGGCGGGCUGGGGGCGGAGCGGACCCGGGCGGCGGCGGCGGCUCCAGUCGCUCACUGCUAAUCGCGUCUCGGCCCCUCGGUGCGUCAGGCUGUGGGCGACGGCGCGGAUAGCGCAGGCGGCCGGGCGACCUCCAGGCACCACGGGCGAACCCGCAUCCACGCGACCCAGCGCACGCCCAGGUGGCGACGGCGCAGCGGCCCCGCCCGGCGCGGGCAGAGGGUGGAGCAGGGAAUCCCAGCGGGUGCCGGGGACUGGGGGUUGGGCGUGCAGGGGGCCUUCGAAUCACCCCGGCCGAUCCUGCGGUCCCCACCGCUCGCCGCGCUCCGCCCUCUCGAGCCCGGGAGGCAAUGUGGGUCCUGAAGUCAGGAAAUCUGGGCUUAAGGCCCCCCUACUUGACAUCUCUUUUCUCUGUCAAAUUCUAGUAUUCCCAUUCUUGGUUUGCUGGGAUUCUUCCGCCCACAAGUACGCGCUGCCAGGAGAGGGUAAGAGUUCAAAGAGUCAUCGACUAACACCCACACGCUCACAGCCAUGUGGACCCAAUCUGCGGCCUUUCCGUGUUACUCACUCUGCCACUCACUUCAGUAUCACCGUUGACAAAGUCUCGCCAUGCCAGCAUCUAGGCAAACAAAUCUCUAAUAAAAUUCUCUGAUUUAAA